AUGACCACGACCACCCCCGCCCGCCCGCAGGCCUCCUCACUCUAUCUGAUCGGCACCAGCGACGAAAUCUACGAGAACGACAUUCUGCGCAGUCCCGGCAGCAUCAAGCCCUGGCUCGAUUAUGCGCAGUUCAAGCGGCAAUAUGGCACGUUGCUCGAGCAGAGCUUCGUCCUGGAGCGCGCAGUCGCCGCUCUGCCGCGAAGCUACAAGCUAUGGAAGAUGUACCUGCACUUGCGCACCACACAUCUGAAUGGAAAGAGUCCUGCACGACAUGUGACCGAGUUUCAAAAGGUCAAUGCGCUGUUCGAGCGGGCGCUGGUGCUGCUGAACAAGAUGCCGCGCAUCUGGGAGAUGUACCUCACUUUCCUCUGCCAGCAGCCGCUCGUCACCUUCACCCGGCGGACAUUUGACCGCGCGCUGAGAGCAUUGCCGCUGACUCAACACCACCGGAUAUGGAAGCUCUACCGCCCCUUCGCCAAUUCAGCCGGCGGCGACACGGCGGUCAUGAUAUGGCGAAGGUAUGCUCAGAUCCACCCGGAGCAUGUCGAAGAGUUCAUUGAGGUGUUACUACAAGAGCAGCACUAUUCUGAGGCAGUGCAACGAUACAUGGAGAUCCUGAACAACCCAAGAUUCAAGUCGAAGGAGGCCAAGGGACCAUUCCAGCACUGGACCGAGAUGUUGGAGCUGUUGAUAGAUCAUGCGCGGCAAGUACCCAGCCCGAUACCGCUCGAGAAUGGCAGUACCAUGUCUGUCGAGACGAUCAUCCGAUCCGGCCUGCAGCGAUUCCCCGACCAGCGAGGCAUCUUGUGGGUUGGUCUGGCGAGGUACUACAUCAAUCUCGGUGCUUAUGAACGGGCGCGUGACAUUUUCGAAGAGGGCAUCACCACGGUCAUGACUGUGCGAGACUUCAGUGUGGUUUUCGACACAUAUGCGGAAGCCGAAGAAGCGCUGAUAAGCAUCAAGCUGGAGGAGUCUGCCGCCCGCCAACAGAAAGGCAAGGUGGAUGCAGAUGCUGACACCGACUUGGACAUUCGGAUGCUGCGAUUCGAGCAACUCAUGGAUCGCCGCCCGUUCUUGGUCAACGAUGUGCUGCUGCGGCAGAACCCGCACAACGUGCCUGAGUGGCAGAAGAGAGUUGCAUUAUGGGGCGACAAUAGCGCCAUGGUGGUGCAGACAUACACUGAUGCGAUUGCCGCUGUGGGUCCAAAGAAGGCCGUCGGGCGCUUUCACGAGCUGUGGACAAAUUACGCAAAGUUCUACGAAGCCGGUGGCGACCUUCGAAAUGCACGGAUCAUCAUGGAGAAGGCAAUAAAAGUUCCGUACAAGUCAGUGUCGGAGCUGGCAGAGAUGUGGACGGAGUGGGCGGAGAUGGAGCUGCGAAACGAGAAUUUCGAUCAGGCCGUCAACAUCAUGGCCACGGCAACGAAGGCUCCGAAGCGAAGCAAUGUCGACUACUUUGACGAGACGCUCAGCCCACAGCAGCGCGUGCACAAGAGCUGGAAGCUGUGGUCGUUCUACGUUGAUCUCGUGGAAUCAGUGUCCAGCCUGGACGAGACGAAGAAGGUGUAUGAGCGCAUCUUCGAGCUUCGGAUUGCGACACCGCAGACCAUCGUCAACUAUGCCAAUCUGCUCGAAGAGCAAGGUUAUUAUGAAGAGAGCUUCAAGGUCUACGAGCGCGGGCUUGAUCUGUUCUCCUACCCCGUGGCCUUCGAACUCUGGAAUCUCUACCUUACGAAAGCCGUGGACCGGAACAUCAGCAUUGAACGACUGCGAGACCUAUUUGAGCAAGCGGUGGAUGAAUGCCCGCCGAAGUUCGCCAAGACGCUCUACCUCAUGUAUGGUGCUCUGGAAGAGGAACGAGGAUUGGCACGGCAUGCCAUGCGCAUUUACGACCGAGCAACACGAGCUGUCGCCGACGAAGAUCGCACCGAGAUGUUCGAAUUCUACAUCACCAAGUCUGCAUCCAACUUUGGCCUCACGUCGACCAGAUCCAUCUACGAGCGAGCCAUCGCUGCUUUACCGGACAAAGAGGCUGCAGCCAUGUGCGUCAAGUUUGCUGAGAUGGAGCGGCGGCUUGGUGAGAUUGAUCGGGCGCGUGCAAUCUGGGGACACGCGAGCCAAUUCUGCGACCCACGAGUGGAGCCUGGAUUCUGGCGGAAAUGGGAGCAAUUUGAAGUGCAGCACGGUAAUGAAGAGACGUUCAAGGAGAUGCUGCGCAUCAAGCGGUCGGUGCAGGCUCAGUUCAAUACGGACGUCAACUUCAUUGCUAGCCAGGCCGUUGCGAGACAGCAGCAGCAGGAGCAGGAACAGCAGAAUGGCGACGCCGGUGAAGGUGGUGAGGAGGAGGAGAUGAGCGGGCGCAAGGCGGAUGCAAUGGCGGCUUUGGAGAGGCAAGCGAGGGCUCCGAUGGGUUUUGUGGCUGCAAGCAGUGGUCCGGAUGGUGGCAAUAGGCCGAAAGCGCAGGAGGGCGAGACGAACGGUGCUCCGGCGGUGAAGAAUGAAAACGAGGUGGAUAUUGAUGGAGAUUUGUGA
Messenger RNA from Saxophila tyrrhenica, 2532 nucleotides. It is a transcript of the gene SYF1, whose product is annotated as pre-mRNA-splicing factor syf1. Gene Ontology annotation, cellular component: Prp19 complex; U2-type catalytic step 2 spliceosome; post-mRNA release spliceosomal complex. Gene Ontology annotation, biological process: mRNA splicing, via spliceosome; generation of catalytic spliceosome for first transesterification step. Gene Ontology annotation, molecular function: protein binding. Bases 1 to 2532 code for a protein of 843 amino acids. Lineage: Eukaryota; Fungi; Ascomycota; Dothideomycetes; Mycosphaerellales; Extremaceae. The transcript has a single exon. The record is from RefSeq and is a predicted model, not a curated record.